This is a messenger RNA of Zasmidium cellare ATCC 36951, 330 nucleotides long. RefSeq lists its product as uncharacterized. The record is from RefSeq and is a predicted model, not a curated record. The transcript has 2 exons. The coding region runs from base 1 to 330 and encodes 109 amino acids. NCBI's taxonomy places the organism in Eukaryota, Fungi, Ascomycota, Dothideomycetes, Mycosphaerellales, Mycosphaerellaceae.
AUGGCCAACGUCAUUCGCCGAUUCAUCUCCUACGUUGGCAAGGUCAAAUUGGGCGACUUCAAAGAUCCGUCCCUCCUGAAGCAAGUCCAUAAGUAUUGCAAUGACCAGGAGACUCGCGAUCCACGUAUCAAGCAAGCAUCGAUCCAGGGCACUGAGCUGCAUCAGUCUCACAAAGAUCCAAAUGACCCAAAGAAGGUCAUCUCCAUCAAGUUCCUGGAUGAAGAGGGAAAGAGAGUGGGAACGGGACAUCUCCACGAGGAUGGGACCUCAACCUUUCGUCACAAGCAAAAGCCGCCACCUUCUGAUCCAUCGCCGGGGGACUCCAAGUGA